Molecule: messenger RNA, 966 nt
Organism: Drosophila sechellia
Lineage: Eukaryota; Metazoa; Arthropoda; Insecta; Diptera; Drosophilidae
Exons: 2
Coding region: 108-890 (260 amino acids)
Source: RefSeq, a predicted model, not a curated record
UUGAACUAAAGUUAAGUUAAAACAAUAACAUAUUUGAUCAGGUUUUGUCACCAGUUUUCAAAAUUUAUAGUGAUUUUCGGAUCUCUAGUGGACUCAAGCGUUUAACAAUGACCGACGAUAAUUCAGCAUCAAAGAGCGAAAAUAUAAUACCUGUUUUUCUAAGUAAUUUCGAUGAAAAGGAGCAGGUGCGUCAACUCUUCUUAUACCUUCACAACUUGCAAGACCGCUUGCGGCAUGGCAUUCAGGAGCAUCAGAAGGUAAUGCAGUCGUCGGUGAAGUUGCUCAAGGAGGUGGGCGAUGUGAAUGACAUGAUGCAGCUCGCGAGGUGUGGCCACCAGGCCGAGGCCACCAAGAUUCAGCGCCUGAUUGUGGGUUUCGAGGCGGCGGUUAAUGCGGUGAACGCCGCGCAGACCUCCGGCGUGGCGGGCAUGAGCUUGCCUUCUGACCUCACCGAGAUUCAAAGUCUGUUGAUGGAAUUUGAGCACCUCAAUGAGAGCCAAGUUCUGCGGGAGAGCCUGGAGAACUUCAAUCGUGCCCGAGACUCUCUGGAGAAGGUUCUCGGCUUUCUAGAAAAGAUUGGCAGCGAAUCUUCACGGCCGUCUCCACAAGGAAGUCAACUCUUUGGGUGUCCCAGUGCCAGCCGCAGCUUGCGCGAGAAGAUUGAAGCCUUCAACAAGGUCUUAGAUGCGGCACCCGAGAAGCUGGGCGAUACCUGCCGUCAUUUUAAAGAGUGCUUCUGUAGCUGCUGCACUUUGGACGAGUCCUUCGAGUCCAAAGGGCACAAUCCCCUCCCCGUUGCCUCGAAAACAAAUUCGGGCUACGAGGGGGACAUAGACAGCGAAGUAGAGCAGCCGGAGCAGGCCAAUAACGAAUCGAAGGCCGAUCGGUAAAAAAACUGAUAUUGGUGAAGAGCAAGCAUUAAACACAUUUAAUGCAAUUUAGUUGCAUUUAGAAGUAUCUUUUUUA